Molecule: messenger RNA, 1538 nt
Organism: Fopius arisanus
Lineage: Eukaryota; Metazoa; Arthropoda; Insecta; Hymenoptera; Braconidae
Gene: Rpt5
Product: 26S proteasome regulatory subunit Rpt5
Exons: 3
Coding region: 126-1412 (428 amino acids)
Biological process (GO): proteasome-mediated ubiquitin-dependent protein catabolic process
Cellular component (GO): proteasome regulatory particle, base subcomplex
Molecular function (GO): ATP hydrolysis activity; ATP binding; proteasome-activating activity
Source: RefSeq, a predicted model, not a curated record
UUCGAACGACUUGGACGCAAUAGACGGCUUUCAACCCUUUCAACUAUCAAAUAUCAAAUUUUGCAUUUUAUUGAGGAUUUUCUCGUAAUUAUCUGAUAUAUUGGAGGACAAACGAAAAGUUCAGAAUGACAACACUCGAGGAUAAAUCUAUUUGGGAGAAUACUGAGGAAAGCCUUGGUGAAGACAUUCUCCGAAUGUCGACGGACGAAAUCGUUCCUCGUACUCGUCUCCUGGACAAUGAGAUAAAAAUAAUGAAGAGCGAGGUGAUGCGUAUAUCCCAUGAGCUCCAAGCUCAGAACGAUAAAAUAAAAGAGAACACGGAGAAGAUAAAAGUGAACAAAACCUUGCCGUACCUAGUAUCCAAUGUUAUCGAGCUGCUCGACGUGGAUCCCCAGGACAUGGGCGAAGAGGAUGGAGCUGUGGUCGACCUGGACUCUCAACGGAAGGGAAAAUGUGCAGUAAUAAAGACCUCCACUCGUCAGACUUAUUUUCUACCAGCAAUUGGUUUGGUUGAUCCCGAUACUCUCAAACCCGGAGACCUAGUUGGUGUCAACAAAGACAGUUAUCUCGUCCUGGAGACCCUUCCAGCAGAGUACGACGCCAGAGUGAAGGCUAUGGAAGUGGAUGAGAGGCCAACCGAGCAAUAUUCAGACAUUGGAGGAUUGGAUAAACAGAUUCAAGAGUUGAUUGAGGCUGUUGUGCUGCCCAUGACUCACAAAGAGAAGUUUGAAAAUCUAGGUAUCCAACCCCCCAAGGGUGUUCUUCUCUACGGACCACCUGGCACUGGCAAGACCCUUUUAGCCAGGGCCUGCGCUGCCCAAACCAAAUCAACUUUCCUUAAGCUCGCUGGACCCCAACUCGUCCAGAUGUUCAUUGGAGAUGGAGCUAAACUAGUUCGUGAUGCUUUCUCAUUGGCCAAGGAGAAGGCACCUGCCAUUAUCUUCAUUGACGAACUCGAUGCCAUUGGCACCAAGAGAUUUGACUCUGAGAAGGCCGGCGAUCGAGAGGUUCAGCGCACUAUGCUGGAGCUGCUUAAUCAGUUGGAUGGCUUCAGCUCAACUGCUGACAUCAAGGUCAUCGCAGCCACCAACAGGGUCGAUAUUCUUGAUCCGGCGCUGCUGCGGUCUGGACGUCUCGACAGGAAAAUUGAGUUUCCUCAUCCCAAUGAAGAGGCCAGGGCCAGAAUCAUGCAGAUACACUCGAGAAAAAUGAACAUGUCACCCGAUGUCAACUUUGAAGAACUUUCCAGGUCCACUGAUGACUUCAAUGGAGCACAGUGUAAAGCUGUUUGUGUUGAGGCUGGUAUGAUUGCUCUGAGACGCAAUGCAACUGCUGUUACUCACGAAGAUUUAAUGGAGGCCAUCAAUGAGGUGCAAGCAAAGAAAAAAGCAAAUCUCAAUUAUUACGCUUAAACAUGUUGUAUUUUUCAAUGUAAUUUAUUAGGUUUUUCAUACGAAUUAAUGAAUUGUAUUUCACACUCAUACAUCCUCAAUACAAGUAAAUAAAUACCCACUUUAGUUGGAAACAAUGAGUGAAAA